AUGCCAGUGGCGGAGAUGGAGCCGUAUCUCCCUCCAGUCUACCUCAGUCUACCCUCCAGUCUCCCUCCAGUCUACCUCAGUCUACCCUCCAGUCUACCUCAGUCUACCUCAGUCUACCUCAGUCUACCCUCCAGUCUCCCUCCAGUCUACCUCAGUCUACCCUCCAGUCUACCUCAGUCUACCUCAGUCUACCCUCCAGUCUCCCCUCCAGUCUCCCUCCAGUCUACCCUCCAGUCUCCCUCCAGUCUACCCCACAGUCUACCCUCCAGUUUCCCUCCAGUCUACCCUCCAGUCUACCUCAGUCUACCCUCCAGUCUACCCUCCAGUCUACCUCAGUCUACCCUCCAGUCUCCCUCCAGUCUACCCUCCAGUCUACCCUCCAGUCUACCCUCCAGUCUACCCUCCAGUCUACCUCAGUCUACCCUCCAGUCUACCUCAGUCUACCCUCCAGUCUCCCUCCAGUCUACCCCACAGUCUACCCUCCAGUCUACCCCACAGUCUACCCCUCAGUCUCCCUCCAGUCUCCCUCCAGUCUACCCCUCAGUCUCCCUCCAGUCUACCCCACAGUCUACCCUCCAGUCUCCCUCCAGUCUACCCCACAGUCUACCCUCCAGUCUCCCUCCAGUCUACCCCACAGUCUCCCUCCAGUCUACCCCUCAGUCUCCCUCCAGUCUACCCCUCAGUCUCCCUCCAGUCUACCCCACAGUCUCCCUCCAGUCUACCCUCCAGUCUCCCUCCAGUCUACCCUCCAGUCUACCCUCCAGUCUCCCUCCAGUCUACCCUCCAGUCUACCCUCAAGUCUACCCUCCAGUCUCCCUCCAGUCUCCCUCCAGUCUACCCUCAAGUCUCCCUCCAGUCUACCCUCAAGUCUACCCUCCAGUCUCCCUCCAGUCUACCCUCCAGUCUCCCUCCAGUCUACCCUCCAGUCUACCCUCCAGUCUCCCUCCAGUCUCCCUCCAGUCUACCCUCAAGUCUCCCUCCAGUCUACCCUCCAGUCUCCCUCCAGUCUACCCCUCAGUCUCCCUCCAGUCUACCCCACAGUCUCCCUCCAGUCUACCCUCCAGUCUCCCUCCAGUCUACCCUCCAGUCUACCCUCCAGUCUCCCUCCAGUCUACCCUCCAGUCUACCCUCAAGUCUACCCUCCAGUCUCCCUCCAGUCUCCCUCCAGUCUACCCUCAAGUCUCCCUCCAGUCUCCCUCCAGUCUACCCUCAAGUCUACCCUCCAGUCUCCCUCCAGUCUACCCUCCAGUCUCCCUCCAGUCUACCCUCCAGUCUACCCUCCAGUCUCCCUCCAGUCUCCCUCCAGUCUACCCUCAAGUCUACCCUCCAGUCUCCCUCCAGUCUACCCUCCAGUCUCCCUCCAGUCUACCCUCCAGUCUCCCUCCAGUCUCCCCCACAGUCUACCCUCCACAGUACCCCUCUCCCCCUCUCCCCCUCACCUCCUCUCCCCCCUCUCCCCCCGGCCCCCCUCACCUCCUCUCCCCCUCACCUCCUCUCCCCCCGGCCCCCCUCACCUCCUCUCCCCCCUCUCCCCCUCACCCCCUCUCCCCCUCACCUCCUCUCCCCCCGGCCCCCCUCACCUCCUCGGCUCCCCUCACCUCCUCUCCCCCCGGCUCCCCUCACCUCCUCGGCUCCCCUCACCUCCUCUCCCCCCGGCCCCCCUCACCUCCUCUCCCCCCUCUCCCCCUCACCCCCCGGCCCCCCUCACCUCCUCUCCCCCCGGCCCCCCUCACCUCCUCUCCCCCCGGCCCCCCUCACCUCCUCUCCCCCCUCUCCCCCUCACCUCCUCCCACCCCCCGGCCCCCCUCACCUCCUCUCCCCCCUCUCCCCCUCACCUCCUCACCCCCCGGCCCCCCUCACCUCCUCUCCCCCCGGCCCCCCUCACCUCCUCUCCCCCCUCUCCCCCUCACCUCCUCACCCCCCGGCCCCCCUCACCUCCUCUCCCCCCGGCCCCCCUCACCUCCUCUCCCCCCGGCUCCCCUCACCUCCUCGGCGUGCUUCCUCAGCGCCUUCUCCCGCUCGUACUGGGUCAUGAGCUGCUCGUUGUCCUCCUUCAGCAGCUCCAGCUCCACUUCGUGCUCCUGGUUCUCCGCGAACACCGAGUCCAGGUUCUCCAGCACGGCCACCACCAGCGGCAUCAGCUCCUUCACCACGUCCUCGUCAUACUUCCCGAUGAGCCGCUCGAACUCCCGGUAG
Messenger RNA from Knipowitschia caucasica, 2196 nucleotides. NCBI's taxonomy places the organism in Eukaryota, Metazoa, Chordata, Actinopteri, Gobiiformes, Gobiidae. The record is from the annotation of a GenBank genome assembly.